Molecule: messenger RNA, 2786 nt
Organism: Prunus persica (peach)
Lineage: Eukaryota; Viridiplantae; Streptophyta; Magnoliopsida; Rosales; Rosaceae
Product: kinesin-like protein KIN-14C
Exons: 17
Coding region: 211-2616 (801 amino acids)
Biological process (GO): microtubule-based movement
Molecular function (GO): microtubule motor activity; microtubule binding; ATP binding
Source: RefSeq, a predicted model, not a curated record
CCGCCAGAUCCAAUUUCAAAAUUUUCAGUCGCUCUCUCUCUCCCCUUUCUCUCAGACACACUUUUUUGAACUCUCGAGCCCUAACUUCCCCCCAAGUCCCAAAUCGAUUUCACUCAAAAUCCAGUCUGAACAAUCCAAGGUCUGAACGUCACACUGCUAUCUCCGACCGUCGGCUCUAUCAGAUCGACGGCUGAGAACGGGACCUGAUUAAUGGCUUCUCGCAACCAGAAUAGGGCUCCUCGGAGUCCUUUUACUAAAAAGAGUAGUGCUGAUGAAGUUCCCGUAGACAAGCGCAGGAGGAUUGAAACAAGAAAAACAGACGCACAAGGUAGCAUGGGCCGCCCACGACCGCCACUUUCUGUUAGACAAGAGGCAGCACCUACCAGUGACAUAGGCAGCACAGAGGGUUCUGAAUGUGCCAGUGUUGAGUUCACGAAGGAAGAAGUUGAGGCAUUGUUGAAUGAGAAGCUAAAAGUGAAGAAGUUUGAUCAUAAGGGGAAAGCGGACCAGUUAGCUGAUUAUACUAAGAGGCUUAAGCUUUGCAUCAAAUGGUUCCAGCACGUUGAGGAAGGCCAUCUUCUUGAGGAAGAAAAGCUUCGGAAUGCAUUGAGUUCUGCUGAACAAAAGUGCACGGAUACUGAGGUGGAGAUGAAGAACAAGGUAGAUGAGCUCAAUGCCGUAAGUUCAAAGCUGAGGGAAGACAUAGCUACUUUAGAAAAGAAAGUUGCAAAGGAAGAAUCAGAGAAGCUGGAUGCAAUUACCAGUCACAGAAGAGAAAAGGAAGCAAGGGAUGCUGCCGAGAAGUUGCAAGAUUCUCUCUCAGUGGAGCUUGAAAAAGUCCGGGAGGAGAAAUUAGUUGCUGAGCAAAGAGUUGCUUCAUCUGAGGAUUUGUAUAAUCGAGCACAAGAGUACAACAAGAGUUUACAGCAGUACAAUAGCAAACUCCAAUCUGAUCUUGAAACAACCACCGAGUCUCUCAAACGAGUUGAAGAUGAGAAAAGAACUGUUGUGGAGACCCUAAGCAAUUCUAGGGGACACAAUAAGGCAUUGCAAGAUCAGUUGACUUCACUUAAAGCUUCACUUGAUGAUGCACUGAAGCAAAAGGAAUCAUUAGUAAAUGAGCUCAAAUGCCUGCGAGGGGAACUGCAACAAGUUAGAGAUGACCGUGUUCGCCAUGUACGAGAGAUUCAAGAUUUGAAGGAUGAGGUGGUGAAGUAUAAGGAAUACACUGGGAAGUCAUGUGCAGAAUUAGAUACCUUGACAAGAAAAUCAAAAGCCGUGGAGGAGAGAUGUUCAUCUCAAAGGAUGCAGAUUGAUACAUUGAAGCAUGAGUUAGAAGCUGCAAAUGAGAAACUUAAGAUGGCCGAUCUAUCUGCUUCAGAAACAAGGACAGAAUUUGAAGAGAAUAAGAGAAUUGUGCGGGAGCUACAAGAUCGCCUGGCCGAAGCAGAGCUUCAAAUUCUGGAAGGAGAGAAUUUAAGGAAGAAGCUGCACAAUACUAUUCUGGAAUUAAAAGGUAAUAUUAGGGUGUUCUGCCGGGUGCGUCCAUUGCUACCUGAUGAUGGCAAUACAACAGAAGCCCCAGUAAUUUCUUAUCCUACAUCAACUGAAACUCUUGGCAGAGGCAUUGACUUGGUACAAAGUGGGCAAAAAUAUCCUUUUACAUUUGAUAAGGUGUUUCAUCAUGAGACUUCACAACAAGAUGUUUUUGUUGAAAUAUCGCAGCUUGUGCAGAGUGCACUUGAUGGCUAUAAGGUCUGCAUAUUUGCGUACGGUCAAACAGGUUCUGGCAAGACCUAUACCAUGAUGGGUAGGCCAGAUGCUCCAGAGCAAAAAGGAUUAAUACCUCGUUCAUUAGAGCAGAUAUUUCAAGCGAGCCAAUCUCUUCAAGCCCAGGGAUGGAAAUACAGAAUGCAGGCCUCAAUGCUUGAGAUAUACAACGAGAACAUUCGCGAUUUAUUAUGCACAAGUCGAUCAAGUGGUGCAGACUUGUCGAGGACAGAAAAUGGUGUCUGUGGAAAGCAGUAUACGAUAAAGCACGAUGCAAAUGGAAACACGCAUGUUUCUGACCUUACGAUUGUUGAUGUUUGCAGUAUAAAGGAAAUUUCAUCUCUUCUACAACAAGCUGGAAAUAGCAGGUCUGUGGGCAAGACUCAGAUGAAUGAGCAAUCUUCAAGAAGCCAUUUCGUGUUUACAUUGCGUAUAUCGGGCAUGAAUGAGAAUACCGAACAACAAGUUCAGGGGGUCUUAAACCUUAUUGAUCUUGCUGGAAGUGAGAGACUAUCAAGGAGUGGCGCAACCGGGGAACGUUUGAAGGAAACUCAGGCCAUUAACAAAAGCUUGUCAUCUUUGAGUGAUGUCAUAUUUUCUUUGGCGAAAAAGGAAGACCAUGUUCCUUUUAGGAACUCAAAGCUCACCUAUCUUCUUCAGCCAUGUUUGGGAGGGGAUUCGAAGACGUUGAUGGUCGUCAACAUCUCCCCAGAUGCUUCUUCAGUCGGCGAAUCUCUUUGCUCUCUUCGAUUUGCUGCGAGAGUGAAUGCCUGCGAAAUUGGGAUCCCUCGGAGGCAGACAACAACCACGCGGCCGCCUUCAGAUUCUCGCUUAAGUUAUGGCUGAGAUUGUUUGUGUCUUUGUUUUACUGUGUGACUGCAUUUGUUCGUAGCAGAAGCACGUUGUUGUUUGUAACGGGAAAAAAAGGUUGUGUUGUGUAUAAUGGAGUCAGAUUGGCUCUCUAUCAAUUUGUUUGCAGAUCUUCUGCUUAAGGCCUACUUACUAAUUUGUACUUC